GACGGCUCGGCCCAGUUCCGGACAGCACCCACCACGUGCGGCGGCAGCUGGGGCGGGAAAGUGGACGCUGGGGGCGCUGCGGCGUCAGGGUCCACCUGGUCGGCUGCACCCGCGGAGGAGGAGGUGGAUUUCAGAGUUCCCGUAGACUGGAAAAAUCGGCUCAAAACAGCUUGCCGCGCAGGGGCUGCGCUGGAGGCAGCGAGGCCGCCCGAAGCAGGCUUCCGGCGAGACAUGGCAGGGCAAGGAUGGCAGCCAGGAAGCAGGGCACGGCCGGGAGCGCGAGCCCGCGGCCUCAGUUCCCAGGCGUCUGCGGGCGCGAGCACGUCGCGACCCUGCCGUGCGCCGGGGCGGGGGGCGGGGCCUCACCUGCACAAAUAAGGACGAGGAGGCGGAGCAGAUGAUUUCGCGCCAAAGUUGGCCGCGCACCGUUGUGUAUCCAGCGGACUCAGUGCUCACUGCUGCUGUCAUGGUUCAGUUGCUAAACUGCAUCGUCGCUGUGUCCCAGAACAUGGGCAUCGGCAAGAACGGUGACCUGCCCUGGCCGCCGCUCAGGAAUGAAUUCAGGUAUUUCCAGAGAAUGACCACAACCUCUUCAGUAGAAGAUAAACAGAAUUUGGUGAUUAUGGGUAGGAAGACCUGGUUCUCCAUUCCUGAGAAGAAUCGACCCUUAAAGGAUAGAAUUAAUGUAGUUCUCAGCAAGGAACUCAAGGAGCCUCCACAAGGAGCUCAUUUUCUGGCCAGAAGUCUGGAUGAUGCCUUAAAACUUACUGAACAACCAGAAUUAGCAAAUAAAGUAGACAUGAUUUGGAUAAUUGGUGGCAGUUCUGUUUAUAAGAUAUCCAGGUGUUCCCUCUGAUGCCCAGGAGGAGAAAGGCAUUAAGUACAAAUUUGAAGUAUAUGAGAAGAAUGAUUAAUAUGAAUGUGUUUUCUGGUUUAAGCUGUUCCUUCUCCCUCUGAAAAAAAAAUUAUGUAUUUUUACAUUAGAAAAAAAGACUUUUUUU
This is a messenger RNA of Saimiri boliviensis boliviensis (Bolivian squirrel monkey), 1001 nucleotides long. Lineage: Eukaryota; Metazoa; Chordata; Mammalia; Primates; Cebidae. The record is from RefSeq and is a predicted model, not a curated record.